GCCAAUCUUCAACUUCAAUCAAACAAGAUGAUCAAAAUCACUUCACCUGCUUCUCUCUUGAGGUCAAUCACAAGAACCUAUGCAACUCAUUCUACUCUAUCACCUACUUCAAUCUCAUCUCAUCAAACUUCAAACGGUUUAAAAGUUUUAUCGACUUCUGAUCAAUCUAAAUUAACAGCUUCCAUCUCAGUCUUCAUCAAAGCUGGAUCCCGUCAUCAAACUUUACCGGGUCUUUCUCAUGUACUUAAAAACUUGGUCUUCAAGUCGACUCAAAAACGUAGUGCUUUAAGUGUCGUUCGUGAAGCUGAAUUAUUAGGCGGUGUUUUAACUUCUACUUUAACUCGUGAACAUCUUAUCUUGAAUGCUGAAUUCAUCAAAGGAAACGAAGCUUUCUUUGCAGAAUUACUUGGAGAUGUAUUAACUUGUUCAAAAUUCUUACCACAUGAAUUUAAUGAAGAAGUGAUUCCAGGCGUGAUUUCAGAUUAUCAUCAAGCUCAAUUAGAUCCGAAUGUAAAAGCGAUUGAUUUAGCACAUCAAUUAGCCUUUAGAAGAGGUUUAGGUGAUUCUUUAUUUGCUACUCCUCAUACUGAAAUCUCACAUCAAUCAGCUGUCGAUUUCGCCAUUCAAUCUUUUGGUCAAUCUUCUCAAAACUUGGUUGUCGGAACUGGUAUCGAAUCUGAUUCAUUAGUUAAAUUAGUCGAUCAAUUCUUUAGACCCACUACUUCAACUUCACUUAGUUCAACUUCAGAAAAAUCAAAAUAUUAUGGUGGUGAAUUAAGAUUAUCACACGUAGAAGGAUCUCAUGGAGGAAAAGAUACGUUUCUGAUCGGUUUUGAAGGUGGUGAUCAUUCAAGUCGAUCUGAAUUUACAAUCUUACAACAUUUAUUAGGUUCUUCACCUAGUUUAAUCAAAUGGUCAAAUGGUACUACACCUAUGGCUUCCUUACCUCUUAAAUCGUUUCAUUUACCUUACUCGGAUUCCGGUCUAUUUGGUUUUAUCAUUAAUGCUCCAAGUGAUCAAGUCAAAUCAGUCACUCAUCAAGCUUUAUCUGAAUUAAAGAAGAUUGCAGCUGGUAAUGGAAUUGAUGAGGAAAGUGUCACUAGAGCAGUUAAGAAAGCUCAAUUCUUGGUUGCAAGUGGAUUAGAAAGUAAUCUCAUCAAGGCUGAGACUAUUGGAUCACAAAUUCAUGGAACUGGUCCCUCACCCCAACAAGUACAAGACAUCUAUUCUUCAUAUUCACAAGUGAAACCGGAUGCUGUCAUUAAAGCUGCUAAGAAUUUACUCAACACUCGUCCUACAACAGUAGCGAUUGGAAAUGUACAUAAGAUGCCAUUUCACGAUGAUUUAGGAUUUUAAAAAGAAUCAAAUACAAAUUAGACUUGAAGAUCAAGAAACAAGAAAGAACCAAAUCUAAAUCAACUCAUCAGAUUCUCAUCUUUGAUUUGAUUUGAAACUCUCAACUUGUUUUUUUGGUUUUUCUUUUGACGCGUUUCGAAUGUUUAUCAAUUUGAUAUCUUUGAAAAUUUCUUUUUUUUUCCUUUAGAGAAAUCUUUUACACUAUUUUUUAUGUUCUUUGAUUGAAAACAAAACAAAAACCAUUUUUUACAAAAUUC
Molecule: messenger RNA, 1613 nt
Organism: Melampsora larici-populina 98AG31
Lineage: Eukaryota; Fungi; Basidiomycota; Pucciniomycetes; Pucciniales; Melampsoraceae
Exons: 5
Coding region: 28-1356 (442 amino acids)
Cellular component (GO): mitochondrion
Molecular function (GO): metal ion binding
Source: RefSeq, a predicted model, not a curated record